AUCGCCUGCCAAUGCCAACCAACGCCGCUUCCAUGUGUAACCGAACGCGGGAUUAAGAGCAAGCUCAGCUCCGAUCGAGGCCAAGUUACUCCUUCACGACACCUAUAUCAUAUAUAUAUCUUUCAUUGGUAUAUUCAUCACGUUGACCAUUCUUUAAACCCUCCUAAAGAUAACCUCCAUCAUGGUCCAAGGGCGAGUGCUUGUCAUCGCGGGGUCAGACAGUUCGGGCGGAGCUGGGCUUGAAGCGGACCAGAAAGUCAUUGCUGCUCAUGGCUGCUACGCCAUGACGGCCACUACGGCUCUUACUGCGCAGAACACUCAAGGCGUCAAGGGAAUUCAUGUCAUUCCAACCGGGUUUGUCUCUCAGCAGAUCGACGCUUGUGUUGAAGAUGUCGGUGUCGAUGUUGUCAAGACUGGCAUGCUUGCUUCUACAGAGACAAUAGAGAUGGUUGCAAAGACCAUGGUUAAGCAUAGCAUCCCAGCGCUAGUCGUUGAUCCAGUCAUGGUUUCGACUUCUGGUGCAACACUCCUCCCCAAUGAAGCCAUCCAACAUCUCUGUAAGCAUCUUCUACCGCACACUACGGUCCUCACGCCAAACAUUCCUGAAGCCAUUCUUAUCCUUUCCCAAAAUGGUCAAGAAGCUCCCGAGGUUCGCAGUGUGCAAGACCUUGAGACUGUAGCUCAACGAAUCCAAGCCCUUGGUCCAAAGUGGGUGCUUGUAAAGGGCGGACACCGACCCAUGAAGGAGGACUUGACUGUGGCCGAGACAGAAGAGGAGAGGAGUGCUGUUGUGGAUGUUCUUGUUGGCGGUGACGGUGAGGUUGUCAGAGUCAAGAGCCCGUACCAGGCGAGCUCAAGUACCCAUGGCACAGGAUGCUCUUUGGCGUCGGCCAUCGCAUCAAACUUGGCCAAGGGUCUUGAUACACCAACGGCUGUUCGAUCAGCCUGCCGAUACAUUGAAGCUGCCAUUCGAACAGCACCUGGUCUUGGUAAGGGGCAUGGUCCUCUAAACCACUUCCACUCGACCUAUACUCUUCCAUUUGCUCCCGGCUACUUCAUCGAGUGGCUUCUCGAGCGCCCUGAUGUCCGUGACGUCUGGAAGGAGUUUGUUUACCAUCCCUUCGUCAUGGCCAUGGGUGACGGAACCCUGCCUCUCGAAUCCUUCAAGGGAUAUAUCAUUCAAGAUUACCUAUACUUGAUUCACUUUUCACGUGCCAAUGCUCUGGCUGCCUACAAGGCGCAAAACAUUGAGGAUAUUUCUCGAGCAACAGAAAUUGUUCAGCAUAUCAUGCAUGAACUGAAGCUCCAUACCUCAUACUGCGAGAGCUUCGGCGUCUCCAUUGAGCAGAUCCGUGCUACACCAGAGAAACAGGCCUGCACCGCAUACACUCGCUAUGUCCUUGACGUUGGUCAGAAUGGCGAUUGGCUUGGUCUUCAAAUGGCUCUUGCUCCCUGCCUCCUUGGUUAUGGUGCCGCAGCCAAGAUGCUCCAUGAUCAUGAGAAGACUGUCCGCGAGGGAAACACAUACUGGGCAUGGAUCAAGAACUACAAUGAAGAGGAUUACACGGAUGCUGUCAAGUUGGGCUCUGCCUUGCUCGAAAAGCAUAUUCAACUGCAGUCACCUUCGCGAAUUGAAGAGCUGGUUCAGAUCUUUAUCCACGCCCUCAAGAUGGAAAUUGGCUUUUGGGAGAUGUUCCCUGCCCAGCAGACCUAAGUCAAUAUACAGACACAAAAAACCGGAGAAGCAGACUAGAUCGAUCAAUUAAUAGACAUAGAAUUGAGUAUGCACUUGGUUCCGUAUGUUUCCUUGUUUAUGUCACAAAAUCCAACGUAGGUAUCUGACGCCCGGUCCAGCCAUACUCCUUUCAAAGGUGCCUCUAUAUAUCAUGCAUGUUUCUCGAACCCAUCCUAGACCAUCUCCACUGGGCGUGGUCUCUCGUCGUCUUGCAACAUGUAUCUGAAAUCUUGCUCAGGAGGAGGGGCCAGAGGAGGAACUGGGGGGGCGUCGCUAUCAAGGCUGUUCUCUUGUUGUCGUUGAGCUCGUCGCAAUUGUCCAUUCUGCUGCUUCACCCAUGAGUUCACUGAGCGGAAGCGUGGCCGUGUAUCUACCGAAGCUACUGUAGAUACGGUGUCACGGCGACCGACAGAGUUGGUAGACUUCCAUGUGGGUUGUCGUGAAGGCUCUGGUCGCGAUGGGACGCUUUGGACGGUCUGAGUGGUAGGCGUCACGACGAUGUCGCCGUCACCGAAGCCAGAGGAGAUGGAGGAGAGUUCGCUAACACCGGUCUGACGUCGUCCGACAUCGUAGGCAUAUGGUGUAGUAGAGAGGAUUCGCUUGUGUUGUUGAGGUUUGUAAGGUGUGCUCAAAGAGUCCUUGGGAUCGUGACGAGCCACGACCUGGACCUCAACAGCGCUCUCGACAAAGGUUGUGCUUGUAGGGCUGACAGCGUCAAUGUCAUAGUUUGUAACCCCUGUCCUUCUGUCGCCAGUCGUACGAUAAACGCCGAAUGGUAAGCUGGGCACUGUGAGGAAGUUGUCGGAUUGCUUAGGCAUGAAGAGUGGUGACUGAGGCUGUGUCUUUUCAGCGAGAGGCGGGGAAUAAGACGGAGGAGAGUAGGAUGGAUCUUCAAUUGUGUACCAGCCCUUGUGACCGUAGUGUGAUCCAAGGAAAGGCACCUUGGAAACGAGGUUCUCAAAGCGGCUGGGCUUGUCAAAGUUCAUGUCAUCAAUAGGCGCAGGUUUCUUUGAGGUCUGCUUCCUUGAGUAGAACUUCCAAAUGAGGAAGCCAAUUCCAAGUAGGAAUAGAAAACCGCCUUGAUAUCG
Molecule: messenger RNA, 2823 nt
Organism: Fusarium verticillioides 7600
Lineage: Eukaryota; Fungi; Ascomycota; Sordariomycetes; Hypocreales; Nectriaceae
Exons: 11
Coding region: 182-1714 (510 amino acids)
Biological process (GO): thiamine biosynthetic process
Cellular component (GO): cytosol
Molecular function (GO): hydroxymethylpyrimidine kinase activity; phosphomethylpyrimidine kinase activity; thiaminase activity
Source: RefSeq, a predicted model, not a curated record